This is a messenger RNA of Vitis riparia (riverbank grape), 1741 nucleotides long. RefSeq names its product protein ENHANCED PSEUDOMONAS SUSCEPTIBILITY 1-like. The transcript has a single exon. The record is from RefSeq and is a predicted model, not a curated record. Bases 262 to 1575 code for a protein of 437 amino acids. Lineage: Eukaryota; Viridiplantae; Streptophyta; Magnoliopsida; Vitales; Vitaceae.
GACGGAACAAGGUGCCUUAUGGGUAUUUUCGAGGUAAACAUACACGUUCUUAGGUCAUUUAGAUGCGAGGUGCCGGUAAUAAUUUGAGAAUUACUUUAGUGGCCGCCGGAGGUAGUGAGACAAAGCAUCAGUUGCUCCAUGCCCACAAUCACUGAAAUCAGAAAAAGAUUGGGUAAAUGGGUGAACGCGGAGAUGGAUGUUAAGGCCUGAAAGCUCUAAAAUCAUGUCAUGGAGAAUUAAGCUUGAAGCAAAGAAGAAAAAAUGGCAGAAAUCAGCAUCAUCUCUACCACUUUGGUCGGACCGGUGAGUACAAAGGAGCCAACCACGAGAAUUGAGUUGACUCCAUGGGAGCUACAGUUUCUUCCCGUCGGUCCCAUCCAAAAGGGUCUUCUCUUUCUCAAGCCUACGCCCCCACCACAAGAGAGUAGUGUCAUAGAUCACUUGAAAACCUCCCUCUCUCGCACUCUAGAUCUGUUCUAUCCACUUGCCGGCCGCCUUGGCACCACCGUAAACGACGACAAUACCACUUACUUCUUCAUCAACUGCAAUGGCGCCGGAGCUCAGUUUGUCCAUGCAGCUGCCGAUAGUGUCACCGUGGCCGACAUACUUGAGUCUGUCUACGUUCCUCGAAUCGUCCACUCCUUUUUCCCACUCAAUGGGGUUCGCAACUCCGAAGGCGUUUCCCAGCCACUCCUGGGAGUGCAAGUGACUGAGCUUGUUGAUGGCAUCUUUAUUGGCUGUACUAUCAAUCACUCAAUUGCAGACGGCGCUUCCUUCUGGCAUUUCUUCAAUUCAUGGUCGGAAAUCUCUCGGGGUUCCAAUGAAAUAACCCUUUCUCCUGUUCUCGAUCGCUGGUUUCUUGACGAUGCCCAUUACCCCAUACCAAUUCCUCAGUUAAUGCUAGCCUUUACUAAUUUUCCCCCUUCACCACCAGUCCAAGAAAGGGUUUUUCAUUUCACAAAGGAAAAAAUUGCAGUCCUGAAAGCAAGAGCUAAUGCAGAAAUGGGCACCGACCAAAUUUCCUCUUUGCAAGCCCUGUUGGCCCUUCUCUGGCGAUCCGUAACUCGCAGUAGGCCUUUCCCAGAGGAUCAAGAGAGCUGGUAUGCAUUUAUAAUAGGUAUGAGACCAAGGAUGCGUCCACCAUUGCCCCAACAAUAUUUUGGGGCUGCAGCUCAGUCCGGAAUCGUAACGAUGAAAGCAGGUGAGCUACUGGAGCGCGGUCUGGGUCAUGCGGCUUGGCAGAUGAAUAAGAUGGUCGCUGCCAAUACUGCAUUAGAAGCCACCAAUUUCUUGGAAUCCUGGAUAAAAAACCCGAUGCCCUUUCCAGUUAUAAAUUUUAUAAUCAACAAUUCUUUGUGCAUGAGCGGUUCGCCACGAUUCAAUGUGUACGGUACUGAUUUUGGUUGGGGAAGACCAAUUGCGGUUAGAAGUGGAGGUGGGAACAAGCCUUAUGGGAAGACCACCCUUUUUCCGGGAGCAGACGAAGGAAGCAUUGAUAUUGAAGCUUGCCUGUUUCCUGAAACCUUUGAGGCUCUGAUGGAGGAUGCCGAGUUCAUGGAAGCUGUUACUGUUUGAUUUUAAAGUUCUUUGUUUACAACUAAUCUCAGGACGUGGCUUCAAAGGCUAGCUUUGAUUCUACAGUAAUGGAGUUUAUUUUGAUUGUUCCCAUCCAUUUACAUUUAAAUGAUUGUGCAACCCUAUGUUUAUAUUUAUAAUAAAACUGGUUGUUAGUUUUUAUCUA